AUGGAAAAAAAAUGGAUAUGGUGUCAUGAUAAGCUGUCAGAUGAAUACACAAAUGGUGUUAAAUCAUUUAUUGAAUUGGCUAAACAUCAUUUAGAUGAAGAUAAUAGGACUAGAUGUCCUUGUCGAUAUUGUCGGAAUGUGUAUUUCCAAGAUAUAAGUGUAGUUGAACGACAUUUAUGGGUGAAAGGAUUUUCACCAGAUUAUCACAAUUGGAUUUAUCAUGGAGAGGCAUUGAAUUUUCAAGGUAUUGAAAUGGGUUUUGAGGAAGAUGAUGAAGCUGUUGAACAUGAUAGGGAAGAAGAUGAUAAUGAUGAUAUGAUGGUAGCAUUGCAAGAUGCUGCAAGUGACAUGGAUAUUGAUGUAGAUGCAUAUGAAGGUCACAUUGGAGAUCAAGAUCAUAGAAAUAAAGAAUUUUCAGGAUUAUUUGUUGAAGUUGAAAGCAAGUUAUAUCCAGGGUGUACAAAGUUCUCUGCAUUGACCUUUUUGGUCAGGUUAAUGCAUAUAAAAGCUUUAAACCAUUGGAGUAACAAGUCAUUUAGUAUGUUGCUUGAACUUCUCAAGGAAGCACUUCCAGAGGGUACUAAAUUGCCAAAGUCUUACUACAAGGCAAAAUGUACACUUCAUGCACUUGGAUUAGGAUAUGAAACGAUUCAUGCUUGUAAAUGGGAUUGUGCAUUGUUUUGGAAAGAAUCAGCUGAAUUGGAUAAAUGUCCAAUAUGUGCUGAACCGAGAUACAAAUUUCAAAGUACUGAGGGGAAAAGGAUCCCUCAAAAGGUGCUUCGAUAUUUUCCUAUCACUCCAAGAUUGCAAAGAUUAUUCACAUCUCGCCAUACCGCUAUUGAUAUGAGAUGGCCCAAAGAGAAGCGUCCUAACACAAAUGGAGUAUUGAGGCAUCCAGCAUAUGGAGAAGCAUGGAAGCACUUUGAUGAACAAUAUCCGAUAUUUGCUAUGGAUCCUCGUAAUGUCCGGCUAGGUGCUACCACUGAUGGAUUUAAUCCUUUUAGUAACAUGAGUACUUCGUAUAGCAUGUGGCCAGUGAUGUUAGUGCCUUAUAACCUGCCACCUUGGAAGUGCAUGAAAGAGACUUUUUCGAUGAUGUCACUAUUAAUACCAGGCCCAACGACACCUGGAAAAGACAUUGAUGUGUACUUACGGCCUAUGAUUGAUGAAUUGAAAGAUCUAUGGACAAAUGGUGUCACCACUUAUGACAUCUCUAAAAAGGAGAGGUUUACAAUGCAUGUAGCAGUGUUGUGGACAAUACAUGACUUUCCAGCAUAUGGAACACUUUCUAGAUGGAGUAUCAAAGGAUACAAAGCAUGUCCAACUUGUAAUGAAGAUACUUCUUCCCAAGCUUUAAAAAGUAAGAUUUGUUACAUGGGACAUCGUCGAUAUUUAUCCAUAAAUCAUGCAUGGAGAAAUAAUCGACAAUAUGAUGGAAAGCCUGAACGAAGGUUAGCUCCAAGGCAGUUUUUAGGAGCUGAAAUAUUACAACAGUUAGAUAGGACAAUUGACAGCAGACCGGGGAAACAUCCUAACAAUGUGGAUAAAAAGAGAAAACGUGCUGCCUGUUUGAAAACUCAUGAUAGUCAUGUUCUUUUGCAACAACUUUUUCCUGUGGGUAUAAGACCUUACAUUAAGAAAGAGGUUUGUGGAACAAUUAUUGAAAUGUGCAUGUUCUUCCAAAAACUUUGUGCACGAACUCUAUCUGUUUCAGACUUGGAUAUGUUACAAGAGGGGAUAAUACUUACAUUGUGUAAAUUGGAAAGAAUAUUCCCUCCAGCCUUUUUUGAUAUCAUGGUUCAUCUAGCAGUUCACCUACCAUAUGAGGCAAAAAUGGCAGGACCAAUACAUACUCGUUGGAUGUAUCCUUUUGAAAGGUAA
This is a messenger RNA of Ziziphus jujuba (common jujube), 1881 nucleotides long. RefSeq lists its product as uncharacterized. The transcript has 2 exons. Bases 1 to 1881 code for a protein of 626 amino acids. The record is from RefSeq and is a predicted model, not a curated record. NCBI's taxonomy places the organism in Eukaryota, Viridiplantae, Streptophyta, Magnoliopsida, Rosales, Rhamnaceae.